ACAACAAAUAAGUCAACCCCUAUACCCACAAAAACCGUCACAAAUAAUACAACUCACCGCCAUUUUUAAAUUACACACAUUUCUCCGGCGACCAAUUCUCCACCUGCAUGGAUGGCCGCCGCCAACACCACCGUCCUCCUCCUCAUCACCCUCUUCACAACCACCUACUCCGCCACAAUCUACACCGGCUCCAUCACCCCCAACUUCACCACUUCCCAAUUCCAACACAUCGACAGUUCCGGCGACUUUCUCCGAUCACCUAACCACACUUACACCGCCGCAAUCCGCAACCCACAACCCUCAUCCCCAUCAUACUACCUAGUUAUCUACCACUCCGACUCCCACACCAUCGUCUGGGCCGCCAAUCGCAACCACCCCAUCUCAGUUUCCGGCCAAAUUCGCCUCUCCUUCACCGGAAUCACAAUCCAUGACGACACCAGUCAAACCGUUUGGUCAACGCCUGAACUUAACUCCACCGUAGAUUCUCUACAACUACUAGAUUCCGGCAACUUAAUCCUUGUUGAUCGGUUCAACAAAACGUUAUGGCAAUCGUUUGAUCAUCCAACAGACACAAUUGUUUCAGGACAAAGAUUUCCGGUCGGUAGAUCUUUGAUCGGAAAUAAAUUUCCGGCAGAUCAUUCCGCCGGAGAUUAUUCUUUCACGGUCACCUCCGGCGACGGGAUAUUACAAUGGAAAAACUUAACGUACUACAGUUUAUUAAUGGACUCCAAAUCCGUUAUAAACUCAAACGUUCCCAUUACAUAUAUAACGGUUAACGGAUCUGGUUUUUUUAUGUUGGGAGCGUUAGAAUCAGUGGUUGUUAAUGUUUUAAUAACCCAGGCGGGUUCGGGUUCGGGUUCGGAUUACCGGAUUUUGAAAGUUUCUAACGACGGUUAUCUUGUUGUUAUGCGAUAUACGAAUAACGAUUGGGUGACGGACUUUUCGACGCCGUUAGACAGUUGCCGUCCGGCGUUUAAGUGUGGUAAACUCGGACUUUGUUCCACCAGUAGUUGUUCUUGUCCUCCCGGGUUUCGGGUUGACCCGGUUACCAAACCCGGUUGCUCGUUGUCGGAUAAUUCGUAUUCGUUGCCAGAAUCUUGUGAUGAUAAAACACAUAACUCGUCCGAGAGUUAUUACUACGUGCAACUUGGAACCGGUGUGAAGUAUUUUCCGGUUGAUUUUAUUGAACCGGUGAGAACCGGUGUGAGUUUGUCAACGUGUAAAGAUAUGUGUUCUAAAAGUUGUUCUUGUUUGGGUUUGUUUCAUGGAGAUGAGUCUGGAUCAUGUCAUUUGAUUGAGAAUCAUUUGGGGUCUCUUGUGUUAAGCUCCAAUAAUAAGACGGAUGAUAAAAUAGGGUUCAUCAAAGCAAUUGAUUCGGUGUCUCCUUCUAGAAAUGAAGAGAGUGGUUCGGGUUCGGAUUUUCCGGUGAUCGGGUUGAUACUACUGCCGGCUACCGGCGUUCUAGUUAUAGCGAUUUUCGCGGUUUGGAUAAGAAUAAGAAGUAGGAACAAGAAAAUGAAAGAUUGUUCGAAGAAAUCGAGCGAUUCGGAUGAUCUCGACAUGUUUUCGAUAGCGGGUUUACCGGUGAGAUUUGAUUAUGAAGAGCUUGUCGAGGCGACCGUGAAUUUUAGUACACCGAUUGGUUCGGGUGGGUUCGGGACGGUUUAUAAAGGCGUGCUUCGUGACAAGACGGUGGUCGCAGUGAAGAAGAUCACCGCGUUAGGUGCUCAGGGGAAGAAGGAAUUUGGUGCCGAAAUCGCUAUUAUCGGGAACAUUCAUCAUGUGAAUCUAGUUAAACUCAAGGGGUUUUGCGCACACGGGAGAGAGCGGUUCUUGGUGUACGAGUAUAUGAGCCGGGGUUCACUCGACAGAACCCUUUUUUGCCCUGGACCACCAAUGGAAUGGCAAGAGCGGUUUGAGAUCGCGGUUGGGACCGCGCGUGGUCUUGCAUAUUUACAUAGCGGGUGCGAGCCUAAGAUCAUACAUUGUGACGUUAAGCCGGAAAACAUUCUUCUAAGUGAUAACAUGCAAGUAAAGAUUUCAGAUUUCGGGUUGUCAAAAUUUCUAAGUCCCGAGCAAUCCGGUUUGUUUACGACAAUGAGAGGGACACGCGGGUACCUAGCACCCGAGUGGCUCACAAACACGGCUAUAUCAGAUAAAACCGAUGUCUAUAGCUACGGUAUGGUUCUUUUGGAAUUGAUUCAAGGUAGAAAGAAUUGCGUACAAGCCCCGAGCCAUGGCUCGGGAAACCCGAGUACUAGCACUGACGGUCAUUCCUCGGUUUCAUCCGGGUCCCAGAACCGUCCUCGUGCACGUGCUUUUUAUUUCCCCUUACAAGCAUUGGAGAUGCACGAGGAAGGUCGGUACUUGGAACUAGUGGAACCGAGGUUAGCUGGUCGUGUGACAAACGAUGAAGCCGCGAAGCUAGUCAAGGUGGCUCUAUGUUGCUUGCACGAGGACCCAUCCUUGCGGCCCACAAUGGUUAACGUUGUGGCGAUGCUUGAAGGAACUUUGCCGGUGGGUGAACCACGGUUAGAGUCUUUAAACUUUUUGCGAUUCUACGGGAGGAGGUUCACCGAGCCGUCAACGGUUGUAACCGGAGCGGAGAUCGAAGUGCCAAGCGGGUUUAUGGUGGCCGCCAUCGAUAGUAGUAGUCCGAGUGCGUCGCCGAACUCGUUUUCGUACAUGUCAUCACAACAAGUGUCGGGACCUAGAUAACAUCGACAAAAAUACUUGUAUGUGUUCUCAUUGUGAGUAUUUUAUUUUUCGUAACGUUAAUGUUGCGAAAAUAAACAUUCAAAAUCUUUGUACGGUAGUUUUGAGUUUUGGAUUAAUUUUUAUCAUUUUAUGUAGAUCAUCAUAUACCCUGUCAUAUACAAUGGAUAUUGUUAAUAUAUUUGUGAAGUA
Molecule: messenger RNA, 2907 nt
Organism: Helianthus annuus (common sunflower)
Lineage: Eukaryota; Viridiplantae; Streptophyta; Magnoliopsida; Asterales; Asteraceae
Product: G-type lectin S-receptor-like serine/threonine-protein kinase At5g35370
Exons: 1
Coding region: 112-2718 (868 amino acids)
Biological process (GO): protein phosphorylation; recognition of pollen
Molecular function (GO): protein serine/threonine kinase activity; ATP binding
Source: RefSeq, a predicted model, not a curated record